This is a messenger RNA of Syzygium oleosum, 987 nucleotides long. RefSeq names its product protein RGF1 INDUCIBLE TRANSCRIPTION FACTOR 1-like. Lineage: Eukaryota; Viridiplantae; Streptophyta; Magnoliopsida; Myrtales; Myrtaceae. The transcript has 3 exons. Bases 159 to 761 code for a protein of 200 amino acids. The record is from RefSeq and is a predicted model, not a curated record. Gene Ontology annotation, molecular function: zinc ion binding.
CUAGCGUUUAGCGAAGUCCCUCUCGUUUCCUCUCCGUCAAUAUCAAUAUUUUAUAAACAUCUCUCUGCAACCGUCUCUCUUCCUUCUUCUUCUUCUAGGGUUUUCGUCUUCAUCGGAUUGAAGAAGCGAGGGAGAAGGGAGAAAGAACAGCCGCGAAAAUGACGGGCAAAGGCAUGACGAUGGUCUCAUCUAGAGAUGAUCAGAAGAACAAGGUUCCGCCAUGGUUGAGGCCGAUCGCGGACAUCGAGUUCUAUAGCCCGUGCGAGGCUCAUUCCUCCAAAGAGCGCAAUUUCUACUGUAGAGUCUGCAUGGUCGCUCUGUGCAAAGAGUGCAAGAAGCAACAUGAUCUUCCCGAGCACGAGAUCAUAAAGUCAUAUAAAGUUGCAAAAAAGGCGUCGUUCAGAAUGGAGGACUUGGAGCCGCUGUGGGAUACUUCCGAUAUCUGUCCAUACACUCAAAACGGGUGCCUCGUGGCGUUCAUAUACAAAAGGGGAGACGGGACCGCUCCCUCCCGCGGCCAGGGUGACCUCGAGGGGUGCGAGUCUUGCCGGUACCGGCUCAAGUCGCCGGACGCCAAGUUCUGCUCCGUGGAAUGCAAGGUUGAGGCCGCGAUGAAGAUGAACGGAAGUGGAAGUGUCCAGAACGAAGCGAAGAGGAAGGUGGCGACGAUAUCAGAGCCAGAGGGGAGUGCUAGCAAUGUGCAGUCGUUCAGGAAACGACCAAGAAAGCAGAAAAACCCGCAGAGAGCUCCAUUUUUCUAGCCCAAGAUCUUGGGUAAUUUGGCGAAAAACUUGGUGAAAAUCAGGGCGGGCUCCUUGGUUUUUGGUACAUCUUGAUCGAUUUUUCUGUAAAGUUUUUUGGUACAUUCUCGACAGGGUUCGUCGAAAUUACUGUGAGCUUCGUUAUCUUUCUGUUUCUUGAGAUCUGUUUUUCUGUACCGCGAUAUGAAGUAUAUUGAUGCAGCAAUCAUCUCUUUUUUCAGUUCUA